Antechinus flavipes (yellow-footed antechinus) is the source of this 7079-nucleotide messenger RNA. It is a transcript of the gene TPBG, whose product is annotated as trophoblast glycoprotein. Gene Ontology annotation, cellular component: plasma membrane. Gene Ontology annotation, molecular function: protein binding. Lineage: Eukaryota; Metazoa; Chordata; Mammalia; Dasyuromorphia; Dasyuridae. The transcript is spliced from 2 exons. The record is from RefSeq and is a predicted model, not a curated record. Bases 438 to 1751 code for a protein of 437 amino acids. Gene Ontology annotation, biological process: negative regulation of canonical Wnt signaling pathway.
AGAGUCGGCGCCGGCUGAGCUGUGGAAGUCACUCUGACUCAGGCGGGACUCAGACUGGGUUUGAUCGGGAGGCGCAAAGGGAAGUCUGGGAGGUGGUCGAGUUGUAGAUACUGUCUGGGAGCAGUGACCACAAUAAAGCCAAGGAAGUGCCACCCGCGGCGGCGGGAAGAGAAGCAAGGAUAAGCAAAGGGUUGAGACUGACGGCGGCUCUCUGGAGGCUGGGGGCUGAGGUGGGCGGGGUGGGGCUACGGUAGCGCUGCACUGGCUAUCUAGGCUGUGGCGUUCCUCCUUCCUCCUUGGGAGCUGUUGCACUCACGAAAGGAAAGUUGUCUCCACUUCCUGGAAGCUCCUUCCUCCCGCGGGUCCUAGCCCCUGGCGCUCAGCUUAGCUACUGGGGAGCCCCCCCCAGACCAGCCCGGGAUAGACCGCUAAGCGCGAUGCCUGGGGGGUGCGCCCGGGGCCCCGCUGCCGCCGCCUCUGCCGGGGACAGGAGACUGCGGCUGGCCCGACUGUUGUUAGUUCUCCUGGGCUGGGUCUCCUCGUCCACCGGCACUUCCUCAUCCUCUCCGUCGUCCUCCUCCACCUCCUCAUCUUCUCCAUCCUCUUCGGUGUCAGCUCAGCCACCGCCACCGCCACCUCCGCCGCCCCCUGGCCAUUGCCCCGCGCCCUGUGAGUGCUCUGAGGCGGCCCGGACCGUCAAGUGUGUCAACAAGAACCUGACCGAGGUGCCGGGGGACCUGCCCCGCUACGUUCGCACCCUCUUCUUCACAGGCAACCAGCUAGCAAUAUUGCCCGCCGGUGCCUUCGCCUCGCGGCCGCCCCUGGCCGAACUAGCUACCCUCAACCUCAGUGGUAGCUGCCUGCAAGAAGUGAGCGCUGGAGCCUUCGAACACCUGCCCAGCCUGCGCCAGCUGGACCUCAGCCACAAUCCCCUGGCAGAUCUCAGCCCGGUUGCUUUUUCUGGCGGUGGCGGCGGCAGCAAUGCCAGCGGCUUGGGUCGGAGUCCCCUCUCGGAGCUGUUCCUGAAUGACAUCCUCCCACCCAGGGACUCGCAGCUCCGCAACCGAAGCUUCGUGGGCAUGGUAGCGACUGCGUUGCAAAGUGGAGGUGCUCUGGGCAACCUACUCCGCCUGGAGCUGUCCGGCAACAACUUCAUUUACCUGCCUCGGGACAUGUUCUCGGGCCUGCCUAAACUCAAGCACCUGGAUCUCCACAACAAUUCGCUGGUGGGUUUGGGCAACUUGGCCUUAGGUAACCUAACGCAACUGGAGACCCUCCGUCUUGGGAAUAACGCCUUUAAAGCUUUGUAUAAUGCAUCCUUGGUCCAGCUGCAGUCUCUGCCCAACCUGCGGGUCAACCUAGACAGCAACCCCUGGCUUUGUGAUUGUAACCUGGCUGAUAUGGUAGCUUGGCUGAAGGAAACUAACAUAGUGGAGGGCAAAGGCUCCCUCUCCUGCUUCUUCCCAGAGAAAAUGAGGAACCGUCCCUUGGUGAAACUCAACAGCUCUGACCUGGACUGUGACCCACUCCCUCUAGACCCUUUGCAGACUUCUUAUGUUUUUCUAGGGAUAGUUUUAGCCCUCAUUGGAGCAAUUUUCUUACUGGUUUUGUAUUUGAACCGCAAAGGGAUAAAAAAGUGGCUAUAUAACAUCAGAGAUGCCUGCCGGGAUCACAUGGAAGGUUAUCACUACAGAUACGAAAUCAAUGCAGACCCCAGGUUAACAAACCUCAGCUCAAAUUCAGAUGUCUAAAAAAAGUGAAGAAAGCAGAGCAUUGACAACAGCUAUGCAUGAGACGUAGACUUCUUAAGCUUUACAACACCCUAGGCUUGCUAACCCUUCACCCUUCACUAUAGAAAUCACAGACUUGAUGGGAAGCCAAGCAGGAGCUCUGCCUCCAUGUUAUUUGUAGAGUUCUCUGGUGUUUUCUGUUAACCUAAGACACUGGACAAUUACACAUAGUGUUUGACUGUAUGGAGAGAGACUUGCUGUCUCCUCUCUUCCCACCCACUCUCCACCUGUUCCGGGAACUUUGUUUGAACUUGUUUGGAGGGAUUUUUCAAGUUUCAGCAUGAUUGAGGACUUCUUGGAGCCUGGUUUUCUCACAGUACAGUACAAGGUGUAGAAAUUGUAUAUACCAUUCAACAAAACCUGCCUCAACUUUUUUUGAGAACAUAUUUUAUUUGUCAGUGCUGAUUUUAUUUGUGUGUACCUAAAUUGUAGAAAAAAACAAUUUCAUUCCACAAACUGCCUGCAGAAUCUAGAAAGCUUUUCCCCUUCAUUAGCACACAGAGGAGCAAACAAUUAGAGAACAUGCAUGCCUUCAGUAACUGUUCUGCAUAUUACAAAACAACUCCCAAUCUCAGAUUCUUUGAAAAAGGAAGUUUCUCUGAAAAAAAUAAGUUACCUUUAACAGCAGUUUACAUGAAGCUACAUCAGUUUUUUUUUUUUUUAAUGUAACUGGAUGCAUCUAGAUUCAAUAGAAUGAAUUGUUUUUUUUAAAUCAAUAAAGGUUCUUAAAAGAACUACAGCAGUGUCAAAGUUAUGUAUACUGUUAUUAGACUUUGUAGUGGAAAAUAGUUUGACUAGGUUUAGUUCAGACUAAUGAAUUACUCAUUAUUCAUGCUGCCAUCUUUUGCCUGAACAAUUAUUGUACAGACUGAAAUUAGAGAUUCCUUUUGAAUUAUUGGGUCUGGUUAGAUUUAAUAAAUUCUAGAUGUAUUUACUGUGAAUAUUUAUAUGAAACUGCCUUCUCUUGACCUAUAAGUUAGUGUGUAUUAACCCAGAACUAGAUAUUUGAGCAAUAUAAAGUAGGAAUAGAUAAUAAUUGGUGUAUAGUCAGCCAAAUUGAAUAUGCUGCUCUCCAAAUUUUAACGAAGUUGCUUUUAGAGUUUAACAAUAAAUAAAGUUUCACAGGUGAAAUCACUUGCUGGGGUCUGAGAGCAGAAUAUGAAACAUUCAAAAAAGGCUUUAAAAAUAAAAUGUAAAUGUGGAACAAUUUAAAAUACAUCUUUACAUUAUGGGAUUGACUAUUUUAAGAAAAUAAUUAUUUUUACAUUUUCCAAGAUCACAAAAUAAACUAAAUAGGUAUUCCUCUGUUGGGUUUGUUUUUAUUUUUCAAUAAAAAUUUUGAUGUAAACUGGAGCAUGUAGAAGGUAAAAUGUUGUUGGGAGGCUCAGAUACAUUUAGAAAAUUACCAUGUAGUAUGUCUCAUUUUUGCAUCACUAUCUCUAGUGUCUAUCAAAUGCUUGGUACAUAGUAGUCACUUAAUAAAUGCUUAUUGAAUAAUUGUUUGAAGGGAACUUGGAGGUGAUUUAGAUCAGUUCCCUCAUUUUAUAGAUGAGGAAACUGAGGUCCAGAGAGGUUAAGUGAUCUUCUGGUAAGUCUAAUUAGUGUUUAGGUACUUUGUUCUGCUUGUUGACUUUAGCCAAAUUACAGAUUUGAAAAUAUGAUAUUCUUAAAAUCUUUGUUGGAAGAAGAUGGGAUAUAAAUCCUAAGUAAGUUGAUAUUUGAAGAAAUUACUUUGUGAAGGACAGAAACAUCUAGAAUUUGAUUUAGAUGAUGCAAAUGACAAAAGCAGAUCCUUUGUCAUUGAAAUCCUCAGGAAUGAUGACAUUUUUCCUAUAGAUAUUAAAUUUUUUAUUCAAAUUAAAUUUAGUAUUCUAAGAGUAAAAAUGUCCUAUUUUAACUUAGUGUUAAACAUUGAUAAGUUUUUUUUUUUUUUUUAAGUAAUUUAGUAUAGCUCCUUUGUUUACAAUCUUUGGUCUGUUGUUUUCAAAAGGUUAGGUAACUAUUUUAUACCUAUCAUAAGAAUUUAAACCUUAAAGGCAAUCCCCUUAAAUAAUUUCUUAUAAUGUGCUUGACUUACAAGAUAUCAUUAAAUUUAGUUAAAGUAGCCUGUAUUAGUCUUAGGCUUCUUUUUUUCCUGGGUUUUAAAGUGGUUAUUAUUUUUUAAUCAAUGUGAUGCAUAUGGAAUAAAUAUAGAUUAUUGUGUUUUCAUAAAUGAGAAAAAAGUUGAGAGUUUGUGUUUUAUAGAAACCUGUUUCAGAAAUCAUUAGUUUAAUAAUUAGAAUAGAAAUGAGUUGAAAUUCUCACAUUAAAGCAAAGUUUGGUGUUUAUAAUGAUAGAGGCACAUUAAAACAUUUCAAACUUCCUCAAAGGUUUUUCAAAUAAUAUUUAUUUUAUAAAAUAUCAGUUAAUUCAUUAGGUUUGAGUUACAUACCAGAGCCAUGAUUACUUUUGAAAAAACAAAAAUGUAUUGUUUGCUGCCAGUCAUUUUAAAUGAUCAGUGAGUCUUUAUUUACUAAGAAAUAGAGCAUUACUUAGCCUGCCUGGAUUAUUGAUGUUUUAUUAAUUACAACACAGCAUAAUUUUAUAAAGCUAUACUUAAAGAUAAAUUUUUAUUAGAAACCUUAAGCAAAUCACUAAGUUUACUAAGCUGUUCAGGAAUGCACCAAAUCUGCAAUUGUAUGGGAAACAAAUGCCAGAACUAUCUGCUGUAGCAUCUGCCAGAAGGAAUGAUUUAAUUUGUGCCAUAUUGUUAGAUAGAAAUAAAAGAUCAAAAGUAGGUUAGUAGAUAAAGGAUCAUUCUUGAGUCAAGAAAGCCUGGAUUCAAAUUCCAUUUCCAACAUAUUUUGGCUGUGUGUUCCUGAGAAAAUCUCUUAACCUCUCAAUGCUCUGAGCAAUUUGCUUAGACUAAAUUGCCUAACAGUUGCGGAUCUACAUUGACAGGAGAGGGAGGAGAGGGACUCAUUGAGUUUCCUAUACAAAUGAAAGCCCAGGUGUGGACCAGUAGUUUAAAAACUGGACAAAGAUUCAGAUUGCAAGGGAUACUAGACAGCACAGCUGGCCUAUAUGAGAAUCGAAGUCUUUUAAAGCAAGUUUUUAGCUCUGUUGGAAGUUAACAUUGUUUGCUUCCUUUUCAUGUAAUCAUUUCCUCCCCUGUGUACAUUUCCAGGUUUUUUCUCUUCAUUUUCUUUCCAAUUAUAUACAUGACAUUGGACAAUACUUAUUAACUGAGUGUUAACAGUAUCAUAUUUAAAAUAUUAAUAGUAUUUGAACCAAAAAUUAAUACUGCAUGAUGUAAGACCUAUAAUAAAUAUAGUCCUCUAAACUUUUUUAGAAGAUAGUAACUAUAUAAAUUCAAUAAAUGUGAAGAAAUACAGGAUAAAAUGAAAAUCUUAAGUAUAUUUGUAAAGCAUAUAGUUGCUUUUUUCUAAGUUUCAUAUUCAAUUAAUAUCAGGGCACAUAUAAGCAUUUGAAUAUAGACAUUUGAUUUGUCAACGUUUAUAGAACACUUCUAAGAGUAACAAUUUUCAGAGGCAAAAGUGAAAAAUUCAUUAUAAAGUUCAUUUAUGUGAAAUUAUUGAAAUAUUUACAUAUUUAUUUGCCAAUUGCCCCCGUUUAAAUUCAUUAAAUAUCCAACAAAUCUCUAUUAUAAAUGACACAAAUUUUAGGAUGAUGAAAUAACUUCUUUUUCUCAUUUCCUUUGGCAUUUCUACUAACUACUUUGUCCUAAUUGUGCUAUCAGGAAAAUAAAUAAAUGGUGGCUAUGAAGAGAUUGAAUAACUAAUACUGGUUAAGAGCUUUCAAGUAAGAAGUUAAACAUUUUUGUCCUGACUUUGUAAAUGAAAAUAAGCUAGCUAUCAAAAAAUUAAUAUAAAUUAUCAAAGCAGACAGAAACCAUACUGAUAUUUAAAGUUCUUCAUUGUCCCUAAUUUCUAAUUAUUUGAACAUUUGAUUAGAAGAAAUAAUAUUUUUGCUCUUUUUCUUUUUUUGCUAAUAUAGGUUUAAAAGGAAGAUUGAGGAAAUCAUAUUCUUGGGUAUUCUGAAUCCUUCUAUGAAAGCAUGCCUUUUAGUCCAAUGUUUCUAUUAUUUAUACAACUUAACUUUAUCCUAUACACUGUAGCUGUUAACAGAUAAAAAUUUCAGUUUAUACAUCUUACUUCUUAGUUAGCUUGUUUUAAUUCAUAACCUAUGAUUUCAUUUUAAGACACAGUGUUUAUAUUUAUAGAAAUGAAAAACAAGCUGAUUUAGGAUUUCCUCAUGCCCCCAAAACUAUUAAACCUCUUCUAGUCUUCGGAACAAUGCUAUACAAUGAAAAAAGAAAUAAGAAUCAGAUUAUAGUUUCUUUUAAGAGCAUUAUGAAAGGAGGAAAUUACAUUUCUAAAUAAUGUAGGAAAAAUACCUUGACAGCCUUCUUUUAAAAUCUGUCAGCAACACUGGUCACAGUACACUUGAUUGAUAUACUAGAAAUAAUUGGUUUAAGAUAAUAAGCUCUCUGUACUGUGCAUGAGAUCCUUUCACCUCUGCAUAGAGGACAAAUAGAUCUUUUUGGUUACCAUGUAAAGAUAAUUUUCUAUUCUUUUUUUUUUGCAGAUUUUUGUUAUAAAAUAAACUAGCUUCUGUAGUGUUUUAAUUUGAAUAGUUUAUUAAUGAUGUCUUUGGUGUGAUCUAUUCAUGUAAUAUUUUUAUUUAUAUUUUUCAUAUAUUUAUGUAGACUUGACAGGGAACAAAAUUCAUAUAUAUAUAUAUAUAUAUAUAUAUUUUUUUUUUGGUUGUAAGGGAUCCUAAAAAUCCUCUUAGGUAAUCAAUACUCUAGGGCAAAACUGUGUCUGUAUAACUAGAUCAAGAAAUAAUGAUGAUAGGGCUGAAGAGACCUUUUGAGGUUAUAUCUCCAGGCCCCCUUUAUUUUAUAGCUUGAAGUCUUUUGAUUCAUAUUUUAGCUCUCUUUUUACUAACUCUAAUUGCUAAAAUUAGAACCCUUGAUACUGUCAUAUCUAAUGGAGAAAAGGAAUUUAUUAGUUAUUCUAUAUGCAAUAUAGGUUCUAGACAGUUCUCCUUUUUAAAACCAUAAAUGUUAAGAUGAUUAUUUAUGGGCUACUGGGUGCACUUAAAAAGAUUUUGGUUAUUUUAUUCACAGCAUUAAUACUUUCAAGAAGUUGCAUUGAGUCAUGUCAUAUUAUUCAAAUAUUUGGUAAUUUUAUAUCUUAGACUUUGUCGUGCAUGUAAUGUGAAGUCCUUCCUGUAAAACAAAAAUUGUAUCUUAUGGAAAAGAAAGAAUUAAACUCUUGAAAUUUA